CACAACUCAGAGCUAGAUGUAGAAUCCAGUCUAUUUAUCAUAAACACAGGUCAAGAAGAAAUAGAACACAUCACGACUGGCUACUCCAAAAUGGAUUUAACAUACCAGAAACCCGACACAAUCGAUCCACAGACCCAGAAACCAGAUCCGGAACCUGCUGUGAUGAAACCGAGACUGAGCAGGAACAGGUCAGUGGCUGCAUCUGAGCAUCCGGAUCACUCACCAAUGAAGCCUGCUGUGUCUAUGAUGAGAAGAUCUUCGUCAGUCAGCUCUGCCACCACGUGGCCUCUUCCUUUCAACGAAGGAGAUGAUAAAGAGAAUGUCCAUGAGAAGAAGAAGAGCAACAAGAUCAAGAAGAAAGCAUUCGUUAAGGCUUGUAAGCGAUUCUUUGGGAUCUCUUAAAACUCCUUUUUUUUGUUGUUUUGCCUCUCUACUCUCUUAUCUGCCAUAUUAUAUAGAUCUGAAUGUUAUUUCCCAUUAAAGUCUUAUCGCUAUGUGAAACGUUUAAUACAAGAACAUGUUUCUUAUAUAACUGUUAUCGACUGUUUUGAAUGUUCGAUCAGUGAUUUUGACUUA
Molecule: messenger RNA, 576 nt
Organism: Raphanus sativus (radish)
Lineage: Eukaryota; Viridiplantae; Streptophyta; Magnoliopsida; Brassicales; Brassicaceae
Exons: 1
Source: RefSeq, a predicted model, not a curated record